AAAAAAAAAAAACCGUGUUUAGUAUCUUUGCAGAGUGAUAUUUACUAAAUACAUUAGGAUGUCGAAAUCGUCGAAUAAAAAGUCUGAGGAUCUGCAGUCGUUCCUGAACAAUUUCCACAAGGAAAUAGAAGACGGCAACGACGACAAAGUUGUGCAUAAGAUUUUAAAAUCAAUCAGAGCAGAGGACGGAGUUGCCGAGGACGAUGAUGAUUAUAUUGUUGAAGUCUCUGAGGAAGAACAGGCAGAAAACGAUGACGACUACAAUCCAAGUGAAGAGGAGGACGAUGAGGAUAAAUACUUCAUUGACGAUGACGGAAACUGCUAUGUCAAAACUACGCCCAAAAAGCAGAAAGAGCUGCAGGAGAAACUCAAGAACUCAGCUACAAAGCCUGACAAGACCACCCGCUCAGGAGCUAGUAAGCCGUCCAACAAAGUCAUCAAUUUACGUCCUGCCCAAUCUUCCCCGAAAAUGGUCACAAGAUCCGCAGCAGAGUCAAGACCAAUCAGUGUUCGAGCAACGAGUGCAGUAGCAGCAGCUGCUAUUCCAAAGCUGCCAGCAAAGACAUUUGCUAACACUGCCAGGGGCAGGCCCAAAAAGUCACAAAAGGUUCCCUCACCGAAGCUCGAGCCGAAGUCCGAGCUUAAGUCCGAGCCCCUCGACAUCGAGCGGGAGAUCGAGGAACUGGUGGCUGACGAAGAUGUUGAAGCUGCCGUAGCCGAUAUUACCGGAAAUUCAGAGUACACCAUUGAUAAUGCUGCCGUCGAAGCCCUGGACAAUGUGGCUGACGGCGAGGUCUAUGAGUUCGAUGACAACCCACCAGAAGAGUCCAAGCAGGAGCUGAAGAUCACAUCCAGGCAGUUCUUACUGAAGCCUGUGCCAACUGUGGAGAAAAAAACAGCCAAGGUGAAUCAAUUCAACUGCUCCCAGUGCGCCUACACGACCAACAAGAAGUUUCUCAUCACGCGCCACAACAAAACACACGAGACUGACUUUUCCUACAAGUGCUCCAUAUGCGAUAGAGGAUUCAAGUCGAAUGUGGGAUUGGUGAACCAUGUGAACACCCAUUUGGGGAAUAAGCCGCACAAAUGCAAGCACUGCGAGAGCGCCUUUGUCACCAGUGGCGAGCUGAUAAGACACACCAGAUACAAGCACACCAAGGAGAAGCCGCACAAAUGCACGGAGUGCAGCUACGCCUCUGUGGAGCUGACCAAGCUAAGACGCCACAUGACCUGUCAUACAGGAGAGCGGCCGUACCAGUGUCCCCACUGCACUUAUGCCUCGCAGGACAUGUUCAAGCUGAAGCGUCAUCUCGUUGUCCACACGGGGGAGAAGAGGUAUCAGUGCGAUAUUUGCAAGUCCCGGUUCACGCAGUCCAAUUCCCUGAAGGCGCACAAACUCAUCCACAGCGUCGUGGAUAAGCCCGUGUUCCAGUGCAGCCACUGCCCUACCACCUGUGGCCGCAAGGCGGACUUGCGCCUUCACGUCAUGCAUAUGCAUACGGCAGAUAAACCGAUACCCUGCAAGCGCUGUGGCCAAAAUCUACCAGAUCGCUACCAGUAUAAGUUGCACAUAAAGACCCACGAGGGCGAGAGAUGCUAUCGUUGCAAGCUAUGCGAGUACGCCUCUGUUUCCCAGCGGCAUUUGGACUCUCACAUGCUCGUCCACUUGGAUGCGAAGCCCUUCAAGUGUGAAGUAUGCCCGCAGGCCUUCCGUCAGCGCCAGCUGCUGCGUCGCCACAUGAAUCUGGUGCACAACGAGGAAUACACGAGGCCCGAGCCGCGCGAGAAAAUGCACAGCUGCCCGGAGUGUCCGCGGAUUUUUACCCACAAGGGAAAUUUGAUACGGCACAUGGAGAUCCAUGACGAGACGAAGAAUGCUCGCGAGGAGCGGCUCAAAUUGAAAAUGGGUCGCAAUAUUCGUCUGCAGCCUGAUGGCAGCAUCGUGACCCUGGUCAACGAAAGUGACUUUGACAGAGGACUCAUUGACAUGGAUGACGACGACGAGGAGAACUUUGAACUGGCCGACGUGGAGCCGGACAACUACGAGGAUGAAAUUCUAGAGGCCAUGGGCACCCCUACAGCGAAAUCAAAAAAAAGUCCGGUCAUUAUCAACACACAACCCAGAAAGAGCUCCAUCAAUCAGCCCGUUAUCAUUAACCGCCGCCUCAGGGCCAAAGGCGGCACCAAGACAUUCCACAUUAAGGAAGAGCCAAACACCUCAGAGUUCACGGUUGAACUGCAGGGUGAUGAUGGCCAGGUCAUGGUCGUAGAACUGGUUAAUGGCGACGAGGAGGUGGUAGUCAAACGCGAGCCCAAAGGCUCUAAGAUCAAUGCUGCCAACUGCUUUGGCUUUGAGGACGAUGACGCCGAAUACGCGGAUUACGGAGAGCAAGACUCCGAAAUGGAUGGAACUUCACAGGAGUUUCUACAGCUAAUGGAUAUGAUCGAGCAAGAUGCUUAGUCUUUUACAGGAUAGAUGUAAAUGAUUAUGAAUUUAGCAUAGUAUGUAAUACAAGGUUUACCGAAAUACGUACACACGUAGAGCACUUUGUAUGUACAUUAUGGAAUAAAUUACUUGUUUUCUUUAAAAAA
Drosophila persimilis is the source of this 2592-nucleotide messenger RNA. It is a transcript of the gene CTCF, whose product is annotated as transcriptional repressor CTCF. Gene Ontology annotation, biological process: epigenetic regulation of gene expression; positive regulation of DNA-templated transcription; negative regulation of transcription by RNA polymerase II. Lineage: Eukaryota; Metazoa; Arthropoda; Insecta; Diptera; Drosophilidae. Gene Ontology annotation, molecular function: chromatin insulator sequence binding; DNA-binding transcription factor activity; RNA polymerase II cis-regulatory region sequence-specific DNA binding. The transcript is spliced from 4 exons. The record is from RefSeq and is a predicted model, not a curated record. Bases 59 to 2461 code for a protein of 800 amino acids.